This is a messenger RNA of Momordica charantia (bitter melon), 2490 nucleotides long. RefSeq names its product bifunctional dihydrofolate reductase-thymidylate synthase 1. Gene Ontology annotation, molecular function: thymidylate synthase activity; dihydrofolate reductase activity. The record is from RefSeq and is a predicted model, not a curated record. Gene Ontology annotation, cellular component: mitochondrion; cytosol. Lineage: Eukaryota; Viridiplantae; Streptophyta; Magnoliopsida; Cucurbitales; Cucurbitaceae. Gene Ontology annotation, biological process: one-carbon metabolic process; tetrahydrofolate biosynthetic process; dTMP biosynthetic process.
GUAGAUAGGAAGAAUAGAAACUGAAUAUUCCUUUUCCGAUCAUAUACAGACGGCGGUAAUCCGCAGGAAAUGCGUCUUUGGAUUUUCCUCCGUUUUCUUCCUCGGACUUUUCCAAUAAUACCCUCUUCCGUUGGACAAAGAAAACAAAAGAGAGAAAACAGCGAAACCAAAUAGAAAAAAAAAAAAAAAAGAAGAAGCGGCUUUCAAGUUCUUCAUCCGAAAAAAAAAGUCUUCAGCUGCUGGAUUUCCCCUCUGUCUCCAUUCUCUUCGUUACUGUUCCCGUUUUCAGAAAUGCCCAUUUCCUAAAACCCCCAAAAUUCAAAUAUCAGAACCCACAACUUCACUACCAUUGCUCUCCAUAACCUAACCAUCUUCCAGUCGGAGACCAGCCUAAGAUUCUUAGGCUCUCUCUGGUCGAAGGUUUUCCCUCGUUCAAUAUCGGUUCUACCGCACUUCCGCAGAAGUUGGGUGUGCGGGGAGAAAUCAUUCAAGUCACCAUUAUUUAUGUUUUGUCGAGUUAUUACUUGUAAUAUGGCUGGUGAUCCUUUGACAAGUUCUAAUGGCAACGCCAAUGUCAUUGCACCACCUGAUCCGCGGAGGACUUUCCAAGUCGUCGUGGCUGCUACUGAAAAUAUGGGUAUUGGUAAGGAUGGGAAGCUACCAUGGAGGCUGCCUUCUGAUCUCAAAUAUUUUAAAAACAUAACCACAACAACAUCAGAUCAUGGGAAAAGGAAUGCAGUUCUAAUGGGUCGAAAAACAUGGGAGAGUAUUCCUGCUGAGCAUCGACCACUACCUGGUCGUCUCAAUGUUGUUCUAACUCGUUCGGGGAGUUUUGACAUUGCAACUGUUGAAAAUGUUAUAAUAUGUGGUAGUAUAACGUCUGCUUUGGAAUUAUUAGCAGCUUCUCCUUACUGUUUGUCAAUAGAGAAAGUUUUUAUCAUAGGCGGUGGUGAGAUAUUAAGGGAAGCUCUGAAUGCCCCUGAAUGUGAUGCUAUCCAUGUCACAGACAUUCAGACAUGUGUCGAAUGUGAUACCUUCAUACCAGCUAUUGAUAAGUCUAUGUUUCAGCCAUGGUACUCAUCCUUUCCUGUGGUGGAAAAUAACCUUCGAUAUUCUUUCACUAGUUAUGUUCGUGUGAGGAGCUCAAUUGAACCACCCAUUGAUCAGAACAAUGGUCUGGUCUCUUAUAGUAGGCCCGAUUCUUCUAAUUUUGAGGCUAAGAAGUUCUCUUUCCUGCCUAAGGAGAUUUUUGAAAGGCACGAGGAGUACUUGUAUCUAAAUCUUGUUAAGGAAAUCAUCUCAGAUGGUACUUCUAAGGAUGAUAGAACAGGAACUGGUACUUUGUCAAGAUUCGGCGUCCAGAUGCGAUACAACUUGCGCAAAACUUUUCCACUGCUUACUACUAAGAAAGUGUUUUGGCGAGGGGUUGUUGAAGAACUUCUUUGGUUCAUCAGUGGGUCAACCAAUGCAAAGGUUCUUCAGGAGAAAGGCAUUCAUAUAUGGGAUGGCAAUGCAUCCAGAGAUUACCUCGAUAGUAUUGGUUUGAGCGAAAGGGAGGAGGGUGACCUGGGACCUGUAUAUGGGUUCCAGUGGCGACACUUUGGUGCUAGGUAUACUGACAUGCAUGCUGACUACACUGGUCAAGGAUUCGAUCAGUUGCUAGAUGUUAUUAACAAGAUAAAAACUAAUCCCAAUGACCGGAGGAUAAUUCUUUCCGCAUGGAAUCCAUCUGAUCUCAAACUGAUGGCCCUUCCGCCUUGCCACAUGUUCGCUCAGUUUUAUGUAGCGAAUGGGGAGUUGUCGUGUCAAAUGUAUCAGCGCUCUGCUGACAUGGGCCUUGGCGUUCCAUUUAAUAUUGCAUCAUAUGCUCUUCUGACAUGCAUGAUUGCUCAUGUUUGUGAUCUCGCUCAAGGCGACUUCAUACAUGUGAUUGGGGACGCUCAUGUUUACCAUACUCAUGUGAGGCCAUUGCAGGAGCAGCUCCAGAAACUCCCCAAACCUUUCCCUAUUUUGAAGAUUAAUCCUGAGAAGAAGGAUAUCGAUUCUUUCAUAGCAGCUGAUUUCGAACUAACCGGUUACGACCCUCAUGAAAAGAUAGCAAUGAAAAUGGCAGUAUAGAACACGAUCAACUACCCAACGAACAAAAGGAGACUCCGUUACUUUUACCGCAUGUUCUCCAAAUUUUGAGGUACAAGCAUCAGGGGCUUUGGUUGAUAUGUUCUGCAAAUAAAAAGUGCUAAUUGGAUAUACUUUUAUACUUUGUUAUGUGUAGUGAGAAUCCUUUAGUUCCUAUGGUUCUAAAGUGAUUUAGUUGGGUUUUUGUAUUUGCUAUAGUUUUUCCUCAUUUAAACAUGGAACGGUUUCACACACAAAUACACGGUCGCUACUACUAUAAUACCGUGCUACAUACAAAUAUAAUGUAAUCUCGAUCGAUAAUUCUCAGACUUAAUUUGGUUUUAAAAUGAUGGCAAGUUUGAUGGAUUGUGUAUA